Messenger RNA from Clupea harengus (Atlantic herring), 2102 nucleotides. RefSeq names its product ceramide synthase 2a (gene cers2a). The record is from RefSeq and is a predicted model, not a curated record. NCBI's taxonomy places the organism in Eukaryota, Metazoa, Chordata, Actinopteri, Clupeiformes, Clupeidae. Gene Ontology annotation, biological process: ceramide biosynthetic process. Gene Ontology annotation, cellular component: membrane. Gene Ontology annotation, molecular function: DNA binding; sphingosine N-acyltransferase activity.
UCUCCGCGGCUCCCGGCCCUUUCACCGUCCGCCCGACCCUCUAGCCGCACCGACCGACGCCUAUCUGCCACAGACAUCCCCGGGAGCACCAGAGAAUGAGACAGCUGCGAAAAACUCAAAAGAAGACAGGUUUACUAAGAAGAUACAUUUCAAACAGAGUAUCCGUUUUUUCGUCUUGAAUUGGUGGAAUAGACGCACAAAAAAGAAAUUCAAAGAAACGGCUACAGAAGGCUAAAGAGUGAAGGGAGGUGGAAGUUGAGCUACAAACCUAGCAUAUUGCUACCUCUCCCCUAAUAGUUUUGGAUUUUGUGAAAAAAAUGCAAACAACUCACGACGUUGAAGAACCUGGCCUUUUGUUCACGGCGCUCGGUGCUUAGCGGUCUUAUUUUAACGGUGAUUGAACUCAGACAUCCUGCAGAUUGCUUCAGUCAACGCCAACCUUUUGUGCCUAUACCUGCCCGCCUGCCUGAUCUGACGGAAGAAGGAUGUUGCAGGGUCUUAGAGAGUGGUUCUGGCAAGACUGGCUAUGGUUCCCAGAGGGUAUGGGCUGGGCCGACCUAGAGAGCCGGGACGGUCAGGUGUUCUCCAAGAGUGGGGAUCUCUGGAUGUCCCUGCCGAUUGCACUAUGCUUCCUUGUGAUUCGCCAAAUCUUCGAGUGGAAAGUAGCCACUCCUCUGGCCGCACUGCUGGGGGUCAGAGAGAAGGUGCGCGUCCAUGCAUCCCAUAAUCCCUCACUGGAGUCCUACUUCAGGUCCACAAGCAAACACCCCACUCAGGAUGAGGUGAAGAGCUUAAGCAAGCAGACUGGGUCCUCGGAGAAGCAGGUGCACAGAUGGUUCCGCAGGCGAAGGAACCAGGAGCGGCCCAACCUGCUGAAAAAGUUCCGGGAGGCCAGUUGGAGAUUCACAUUUUACCUUCUUGCUUUCAUUGCUGGCCUGGCCGCUGUAAUUGAUAAACCCUGGUUUUAUGAGAAGGAGGAGAUGUGGAAGGACUUCCCCAAGAUGCCUCUGUUGCCUUCACAGUACUGGUACUACAUGAUAGAGCUGGGAUUCUACUUUUCUCUCCUCUUCAGUGUGGCGUCGGACGUCAAACGCAAAGACUUUAAGGAGCAGAUCGUUCACCAUGUGGCCACCAUCUUGUUGAUCAGCUUUUCUUGGUGUGUCAACUACAUCCGCGCAGGCACCAUGAUCAUGCUGGUGCACGAUUCCUCUGACUACCUGCUGGAGUCAGCAAAGAUGUUCAACUACGCAGGAUGGAGAAAGACCUGCAACUACAUAUUCAUCGGGUUUGCAGCGGUCUUCUUCAUCUCCCGCCUCGUCCUCUUCCCCUUCUGGAUAAUGCACGCCACCAUCGUGUACCCCCUGACGCUGUACCCCACCUUCUUUGGCUACUACUUCUUCAACGGCCUACUCAUGGUGUUGCAGUGUCUGCACAUCUUCUGGUUUGGCCUCGUCCUGCGCAUGGCCAUCAAGUUCCUACCUGGAAACAAUAUUGUGGAAGAUGAGCGGAGUGAUAAAGAGGAGACAGACGACUCAGAAGACGGAGACGAGGAAGAGGAGAAGGAAAGGAAGACGAAAAACGGACCAGUCCAAAACGGCCACUUGCCCCUCAAUAACAACCACCGCAAGGUCGACUGAUGUGGGAGGGACCAGAGGAGAGAAAGAGAGCGGAAUGAAAGGAGCUUCUUACUUUCAUUGGGUCUUUCUCCCUCCCUCUCUGUCUCUCUUUCUUUCAUACUGUCCAGACCAAGAGACUUCGUGGAGGGAUGCAGAGAGAAGUAACUCAUUCACGCUUACAUGGAUAGCAACACUCCAGAUUUGCAUGGAUAGCAUGCCUAGCAACACACACACACACACACACACACACACACACACACACACACACACACACACACACACAGGGUAAAAACUAUACUUUCGUCCAUACUUAAAACACAUAUUUGAAUAUUCGAAUUUUGAACAUUGAAAUAUGCUUGUGACACUAACACUCCUGUCAUUCCCUCUAUAGAACACACUACUUGGUUGCGAUGUGUGUGUGUGUGUGUGUGUGUGUGUGUGUGUGUGUGUGUGUGUGUGUGUGUGUGUGUGUGUGUGUGUGUGUGU